AUUCUAAUAUUACAAGCUGAGUCAUGCGACAACUGCACACGAAAAACGACUUUUUGCACACGGCUUGUCGAACGCAGGCGUUGGAUAUAAAAGGAAAACGGGCAGACACGCAGGCAGACCUGCAACCGACAGCGCUAUCCAAAUCUUAAGACGCCGCGCAGAAUUUUGUUAUUGUUGACGAUCAGAACAAAGGAACUAUAAUAUAUAUAUAUAUAUAGCUAAAAAAAAAAACAGAAAAAAAUUAUUAUUAUAUUUGACUGUCAUGGAGUUCUCAGUCAAAGCCUACCUGCAGAAAGAAGACUCCACUGUGGAGGUGCGCAGGAUACCAGUGAAUGUGGAAGGACCCAACAUUUACAAGCAGAUUUUAGCCAGAGUAAGCCAGUCCUUCCCUGGAUUGAAAGAAAAACUUGUGACUCUGAAGUGGAGAGACUCUGAUGGUGACUAUGUGUUGAUGUCAUCUGAUGAAGAAGUGACUGAGGCAUUGUCCCAGUCUGCUGGUGCACCUCUUAAAAUCUACAUCAAUGUUGAUGACGACAGACAGGACAUGCCACCUGAGGCUGACAAAAGCUCAGAGCAGCACAAUCACAAUCGAGAUUUUUCUGAAGAUUCCCAAGAAGAUCCUAUUGGUUUUCCAUUCAUACCUCCUACGCCUCCUACAAUGCCCCAUUUCUUUGGCCCGGAAUCUCCUGGUGGAAAAAAGAGACGUCACCAUGGACCUUUCCAAGGUCACUGGUCAUUUGAAGGUCAUUUUCCAUUUGGAGGUCAAGGACCAUUUAGUCAUGGUCCAUUUAGUAGUCAAGGUCAUUUUGGCACUGGUGGGCAUGGCUCAUUUGGCAGGCAUGGUCCAUUCCAUGGACAAGGUCCAUUCCACGGACAAGGUCCAUUCCACGGACAAGGUCCAUUCCAUGGACAAGGUCAAUUCCAUGGACAAGGUCCAUUCCAGGGACAUGGUCCAUUAGGUAGACACGGGCCUUUUGGUCAUGGCCAUUUCAGCAGCUUUGCUCAUGGGCCUUUUGGCCCAUUUUUUCACUACCAGCAACACAAUGGAUUUGAGAAAGAUUGCAAAAGAAAAUGUAACAAAGAUGGAUGGAAAAAGAAGUUAAGAGAUGCAGUUCCAGUUGCUCACCGCCGCUGGGCAAAAUAUUACAUCAGAAACUGGCGAGUGACCAAUUUGAAAAAUGCUACAACAACCAGUAGUGAGAGUGACCAAGAACAUGUCACCUUGGAGUCUGCAAAUGUACCUGAAGCUUAUGUUAAGUGGCUUGACCAUAUCCUAGUAAAGUGGCACAGGCGCUGGAAUCAAGAGCUCUCGGAGGCAGGGAAGUCAGCCAGUGGUGAUCAAAAUACUGAUAAGAAACAAUUAAAGGCUUCAGUUCCCAAGGAAUUUAGAAAAUGGAUUAAAUGGUACCUGGCCCGCCACUUUGGCCAAAAAGAGGCUCCAAUUUUCUAUGAAGAUUUUCAGCACAUGAGAGGACAUUGUCAUGGAAAAGGCAAAAAAUUUGGAGGUGUUGGAAAGAAGAUGUGGAAAAGAGCUUACAAAAUGCAUUUUUUAGAUAGCUCAGUUCCAUUGAAGUAUAGAAUUUGGGCAAGACAUUUUAUUAGUGACUGGCGCCAACAGAACAAAAUUUCUGAUGCAGAAAGUAGCACUUCUGCAACUGAGAGCGAUGAUUUGGACACAGAAAAGCAACAAGGAAAGAUAACUGUUCCCAACGACUAUUCCAAAUGGCUCAUCCUGUUUCUGAACAAGUGGCACAUUAACAGAGGGUUAAUGCAAGGCCAGAAAUCUUGCAAAUAUGAAAUGGAAAUGAUUAAGGAGAAGGUACCAUGGGAUUUUAGAAAAUGGGUCAAAUGUUACCUGUGGCGACGCUACAUGAAAUUUUCUGGUGACAUGAGUACUUCUAAACAGUACCAAAAGUGGAUGGGGACUUUUCAGAAGAAGUGGCUAAAAGACCAAAGUUCAGAAAGCGAUGGACUAAAUCUGACCAGUAGUGAGGAAGAGGCUGGCACUACAAUCUCUGGAAAAGCAUCAGAUAAAGAAGUGGAGAAAUCUUUCAAGAAACUUCGCCUUGAUGAACAGACCAGCCCACUAAAGAGUGUUUCAUUUUCAGACGACCAGAGAAAACCAUCUCCAUGUGGAGCUGACAAGGAAGAAAGCAUUGAGUCAUCUCAAAACAAAAUGAAUUGGGCUAAAGAAGAUGGGAAAACCUCUUGUGCUAGUGGUGCUGGUGCUUCAGAUGAAGAGAUCCCUCCUUACAUGAACCAAUGGAUGACAAAGAUGAUGAUGAAAAUGCAAAUGAAAAAAAUGAAGAAAGACUUGAAGGAGGCUCGCAAGGAAAGGAAAGCCGAAGCCAAGGCCCAGAAAUAUUUCAGGAUGUAAAGAAGAAUUCAAGAAGAAUUCAGUUCAGGCUUAACAUGAGUGCAUUUUAUUCACUUUUCUUUAUUUUGAGAGAUUUUAAUAAGUUAAAGUAUUUAAAGAGUCAUUAAGAAAUAGAUUUUUUUUUAAUAUUGUCAGAUAGUCAGAAUUAUUUUUUAGACUUCCUCUUAUGUUGUAGGGCCUAAAUUGUCCCAAAAUGCCAACAACCCAAAAUAUUAAAUAUCCUAUGUUUUAAAAAAAUCAACAUUUUUAUUUAGAAUCUUUUUUUUAGAUUUUUGUUUGUUUCAUUCAAUCAUUAGUAACAUUUGGUUAGGACGUUAUUAAAUACAUGUUACCCUUCAAUGCUUUAUUUGGACAGUUUAUAUAAAUCUAUAUACCGUAAUGAAUACAGUAGUCUAACACUAGUCUAGUUGUUUUGUCCAUACUCUAGAACCAUUAUUGUAAACAAGUUAAAAAAUAAAGGAAAUGUGUUUUUCUCUAUAUUGUUAACUUGGUGCACAUGAAUGUCUCAAAAUUUUCCUUUGAGAGUAAUAUGACAAUCUACAAUUUUAAAUUGUAUAUUUUACAUAACUUACCAAUCCAAGUGAACCCAACUAUUUUAGAUCUAUAUUUUCUUCUAACUAAUGUUUGUUUUAUGACCUAGUUGCUAUUUAUGUAUGUAGUAAUUCAUGUGUGUCUUAAUAUUGUUUACCUUUUUACUGGCGCAUCUUUUUUUUUUUU
This is a messenger RNA of Biomphalaria glabrata, 3094 nucleotides long. RefSeq lists its product as uncharacterized. Bases 263 to 2377 code for a protein of 704 amino acids. Gene Ontology annotation, molecular function: protein binding. The transcript is spliced from 10 exons. Lineage: Eukaryota; Metazoa; Mollusca; Gastropoda; Planorbidae. The record is from RefSeq and is a predicted model, not a curated record.